GACGUCACACGCAGAGAGCCGCGAGGAGGAAGCAGCAGUCGCUGCUGCUGCUGCGAGUGGCGAACUCGUGGAGUCCCGGGCAGCAGCAGCAGCAGCCGCAGCCGCAUCCCGCGCAUCAGAGAGGCCCAUUCAGCAGCAGCAGCAGCGGCGGCGAGUACAGCCUACCGCGGGCGCGACAAUGAAGCUACAGCCGCCUUGGGCCCUGCUGCUGCUGGCUCUGCACCUGUGCGCCCAGGCGCUGGCAGAACGCGACUUCUACAAGAUCCUGGGGGUGUCUCGCUCAGCCACUACGCGGGAGAUCAAGAAGGCCUACAGGAAACUCGCCAUGCAGCUGCACCCCGACAAGAACCCCGACGACCCCCAGGCAGCCGACAAGUUCCAGGACCUGGGCGCUGCCUACGAGGUGCUGUCGAAUGAAGAAAAGCGGAAAACGUUCGAUCGUCACGGAGAGGAAGGGCUCAAGGAAGGUGGCCAUGGCUCCCAUGCCGAUGCCUUCUCACACUUUUUUGGCGAUUUUGGAUUUGAAUUCUUUGGGGGAGGAAGCAGACAGCAAGACCGUAACAUCCCCCGAGGAAGUGAUGUUGUCAUGGAGCUUGAGGUCACCCUUGAAGAAGUUUAUUCAGGAAACUUUGUUGAGGUUGUAAGGAACAAGCCGGUGGCAAAACAGACUUCGGGGAAACGGCGGUGUAACUGCCGUCAGGAGAUGCGGACGACGCAGCUGGGACCUGGGCGCUUCCAGAUGACGCAGGAGACUGUCUGUGAUGAGUGCCCGAAUGUCAAGCUGGUCAAUGAAGAGAGAACUCUGGAGGUGGAGAUAGAGCCUGGUGUUCGGGAUGGCAUGGAAUACCCAUUUCUGGGAGAAGGCGAACCUCACAUUGACGGAGAGCCCGGAGACCUCCGCUUCAGAAUAAAAGUUCUCAAGCACCCAGUCUUUGAGAGGCGAGGAGAUGACCUCUACACAAACAUCACCAUCUCAUUAGUGGAUGCACUUGUUGGGUUUGAGAUGGAUAUCAUUCAUCUGGAUGGACAUAAGGUAAAGAUCGUCCGAGACAAAGUGACGUGGCCUGGUGCCCGGAUAAGGAAGAAGGAAGAAGGGCUGCCUAACUUUGACAACAACCACAAUCGUGGUUCACUAAUCAUAACUUUCGAUGUCGACUUCCCAAAGGGGGAGCUCACCAUCCAGCAGAAAGAUGGUUUGAAAGAGCUUCUGAAACAAGAAUCAGCUCAAAAUGUAUACAACGGACUUCAGGGAUAUUAAUCCUUAAAAAUGAGUUUGCCACUUUUUGAAAUGUCUCACGCUGUAUUUAUAAUUUAUGUAUAGGUUGAGAAUUUUUCCUCAAAUAAAAGGAUUGCAUUUCACCUUGUCAAUGAAAUCCAUAAAGGAUUGCUACAAAGGGGUGUUAAAACAUGUCAACAUUCUGACAAAAAUAUACAAUCCUAAAAUCUUGCUACUCUUAUUAAUGCCUUAUGCACAUGUGCUGCGUCACAAAGUACCAUUGUGCGCAUAAUUCUCUGGCAGCUGAUUAACAUUUAGUAAAACAAUAGAAACCAAAGUUUGGUCAACCCUCUUAAAAUAUUAACAGUAAAUGCCAUUGUGCUAGUUUUCACAUGUCACCCGUUUAAGGCCUAAGUGGCAAAAUGUAAAAUUAUAUAUUGCUGUAACUAACGCAUCAACGUCAACAAAUUGAGCAACUUGGUAUAAAAUACAGUACUUAAAUUUAUGGAUUCCGUGUGCCUAAUUUUUCUAGAAUUUUUUUUCUCCCCAAUGCACCUGUGCUGAAUGAGUUUGAGUAGAUUUUCUGCAAGUUGUGUGGAAGUGCUUAGGUUCCAUUACUAAAGCUAUAGAUCUGCUGGCAUUGGGAUUAUGACUUAGAAAAAUAUUUGAGUCACUUGUAGUUGAUGCUAGUGCCAUGGAAGGCACACAUUAAUAUAAAGGAAGAUAAGAAGCCCUUGAACUUUAUACUAAAAGUAGUUGAAUGGACUGAAUUGGUUGUUUUUUUUCCUUCCUUUGGUCUUCCCAUUAUAUUCAAAUGUAGUAAUGACUAUCAUGCCAUUUCCACGUGGAAUAUGAAAAAAAUAGAGAACUUAUAUUUCUCAAAGCUCUUUCAUUGUCUCUUAUCAGCAAAUGCUUCUACAUGUGACGUUUACACAGAGCUCCAAAUGUAGCUAGCUACAUUCUUGUGUCCCCUGCCAGAGUACCCAGCCAUGUAGAAACAUGUCUGUGGAAACUAAAGCUGCAGCUAGCUGGCCGAAUCGUCGUGAUCUCGGCCAACACGGGACUACAACGCAAGGUGGUGCAAGUCUCAUAGCAAACACCAUUUUGUUAAGUCUUCAAAGCUGGAGAAAAUCUUAAUUAAGUAAACACUCUACUUAACAAAGGAUUAUUUGUGCAGCCAUUGGUUAUCAGGCUGUGCCCAUCAACCACUAAGAUUGAGAAAGGUGUAUUACCACGGGUGGCUCGCUGAAUUCCAAGGCAAAAUCUACGCUGCCCUGAUAUGGUACUAUAUAUGGAUAUUAACAUUGACAUUUGAAAAAGACUACAUUUUCACCCAAAUAACCCAAGUUUAGAGAUGUUUAAAUUCUGCAUAAAAAUAUCUCAACUGCAAUAAUGUAUCUUGUUGUGUGAUGGGUGGGUUCUUUAAUAACAUUUGUGAAAUAUCAUUGGUAGGGGUAACUAGUGAAAAACAAAUGUUAUUUCCCUUUUUAAAACCGUGGGUACCCUUAACAGUCCUGCAUCACUUUGUGAUUUAUAUAUUCGAAAUUAUGCUUUUGUUGGGUUAUCUUAAAAUUUACAGGGUUAUUUGUGGGAAUUGUUUUAAUGUACUGUAUGAAUUUUGCCCCAGCUGUGGAUAAACUCUUGUUGCCAGAUGCUCAAGGCAGGCCCCGUCAAUGAUGGUUUGACAGUAUUGUGCCCACGGGGGAAAGUCCCGUCCCUUGUCUCGUGGAGGUAUUGUUUUCCCCUCUUGUAAUAAAGUGUUUUUCACACCUUGGUGCUGUA
Messenger RNA from Lethenteron reissneri (Far Eastern brook lamprey), 2998 nucleotides. RefSeq names its product DnaJ heat shock protein family (Hsp40) member B11 (gene DNAJB11). Gene Ontology annotation, molecular function: misfolded protein binding. Gene Ontology annotation, biological process: protein folding; protein maturation. Gene Ontology annotation, cellular component: endoplasmic reticulum. NCBI's taxonomy places the organism in Eukaryota, Metazoa, Chordata, Hyperoartia, Petromyzontiformes, Petromyzontidae. The record is from RefSeq and is a predicted model, not a curated record.